Molecule: messenger RNA, 1338 nt
Organism: Eremothecium sinecaudum
Lineage: Eukaryota; Fungi; Ascomycota; Saccharomycetes; Saccharomycetales; Saccharomycetaceae
Gene: SNU56
Product: Snu56p
Exons: 1
Coding region: 1-1338 (445 amino acids)
Biological process (GO): mRNA splicing, via spliceosome
Molecular function (GO): mRNA binding
Source: RefSeq, a predicted model, not a curated record
AUGCAUGCAAGGAAACGUAACAGAGGUGGGAAUCCGCUACCGACUGUGAUUAAGAAGCAGAAGCAUGAUGAUGGAAGGGCAAUUGUUACUCAAAGCAUUUGGAAAUCUUUGCCUAGGUUAAGGGAAAGAGAAACCGAUAUUGACAACACUAUUAAAAGUAGUCACGUAUUCUUAAUUCUUUCAAAUGAGGAAAAACUAUACCUUAAGAAGUUCAUAAAGGAUAUCAGUGAAGUUAUAGAUAGCAAAAAGUACGUGUUUCAUGAGCGUUGCGUUGAAUUGAGGAAUUUCCAUAUAAUGGAUUGCUGUGUAUUCCUUGCAUUUGUUAUGAUAAAUUUGAAUAAAUUCUGGAGGAAGUCGAACGAAAAUGAUAGCUGUAGUAUUAUAAAGCCGUUUCUUUUAAGGUGUUCUAUAUUCAUUCAUCAGUCAUGCCAAGUUAAGGCUCCUAUUCCAAGCAGAAAAACGUCAUUUCAAAGUCAACUAGCUCAUGUUUCAAAAGUGCCGGGCUUUAAACAAAUAGAGUUCAGAAGCAAUGAUUUAAAGGAUUUAAUGUCUGGUAUCUUGCAUCAGGUUUCCAAUUGGAAGUUCCAGCCUCCCAAAGGUUCUCUGCAUAAGGAGUUUGCCGAUGUUCUUUCCGUUGAGAAGAGCCGGUUAACUAGUGCCAUAUUACAGCUGCCAUUUUUUGACAAAGUUAUGAACUUGGAAAUGGCUGCAGCUUCGAAUGCUUUGGUCAUUGAGGAAAGCAAGAAAAGGUUACAAGAACAUGCAAUUAAACUGCAGGAGUACAAUGAUUUGGUUGUAGUUCAAAAACCCAAAAACACUGAAGAAGCCAAACCACAGGCAUCAGAAAAUAGCAGGCCUUCCCGGCACAUUGGAGCUUCAGGUGCUUCCAGUUCUACCUCUAGAUAUCAAGGCUCUGUGAAUACACACACAGCGACUGACGGCAGCACCUACUUUCACGACCGCAAACAGAACAGCAAUUAUGUCUCUGCUGACGAUAUAAGGAAAUAUUGCAUAGCUACUGUUGAUGCCAGUAUGGAUGUUGUGGCCGGAAAGUCGGCAUCUCAAAUUACCAGGGCGUACGUUAAAUGCCCAAGAACUUUAGUUGAUAUAUUAUAUCAAAAAUUGACAGAUAUAAGAAGUGAGUCCAAUUGUAAUAUUGUGAUCUUAAACAUGCAGACUGUACAUGAAUCAACAGCUUGGUUUGAUAAAUUAAAUGUUCAAGAGUAUUCGAGGGUUAGCCCUCCGCCUAGUACAGUGAGAGUUGUCAGUAUCGGUGGUGUUGGCGAGAAUUGCAAGCGGGCCUUGAGACUAUUGAGGACUUUUUUCGAGCAAAACUAG